Staurois parvus is the source of this 372-nucleotide messenger RNA. The record is from the annotation of a GenBank genome assembly. NCBI's taxonomy places the organism in Eukaryota, Metazoa, Chordata, Amphibia, Anura, Ranidae.
CUAUCCCCCAUCUCCCCUCCUCCAACCUCUGUCCUCCAUCCUCUAUCCCCCAUCCUCCAUCCUCCAACCUCUGUCCUCCAUCCUCUAUCCCCCAUCCUCCAUCCUCUGAUCCCGAUCCUCUCCUUGUACCCCAUCCUACCCAUCCAUCCCUCUCAUCUGAUCUCAGCUGAUGACCUCUCUAAUGUUUUGCCCGCCUGGCAGCCAUUUUGCCGGAAGCUCCUGGGCCGCCGCUGGCUAAGUAACUCGGAUGCCUGUGAUGGGAUUGUGUCGGGUCUGGCGGAAUAUGCUGUGGCCCUUCGUAGGCUGAACCCGGGGCCCUACCAGGCCACAGUGUCCGAGCUCCACCGCCGGGUCCUCCUGGAGUACGUGAGG